Rhea pennata is the source of this 4629-nucleotide messenger RNA. RefSeq names its product BAG cochaperone 5 (gene BAG5). The transcript is spliced from 2 exons. The record is from RefSeq and is a predicted model, not a curated record. The coding region runs from base 28 to 1524 and encodes 498 amino acids. Gene Ontology annotation, cellular component: cytosol; membrane; cytoplasm. NCBI's taxonomy places the organism in Eukaryota, Metazoa, Chordata, Aves, Rheiformes, Rheidae. Gene Ontology annotation, biological process: protein stabilization; negative regulation of protein ubiquitination; regulation of inclusion body assembly. Gene Ontology annotation, molecular function: protein-folding chaperone binding; adenyl-nucleotide exchange factor activity.
GUGGGGAGGGCUGAAGUUUGGGGGUAAAUGCCCCGGUUGUGUCGUGGCGUAACUCGGCGUCCCCCGUGCACGCCAGCGGGAGCGGGUGGGAGAGGCGUGGAACAGCAGGGGGGCGGCCGUAAACCGCCCGCCGAGUGGCGGAGUUCCCUUGAAACUGGAUGCAAGAAGAGAAUGGAUAUGGGUAACCAACACCCGUCCGUAAAACGGUUGCAUGAAAUACAGAAGGAAGUCAAAGAGAUCGAGCCGCAAGUCGUCGUCUUCAGUGGUUUGCCUACUGACAAAGAUUAUAAGAAAUUGGAAAGAACUCUCACUAAGCAGCUUUUUGAAAUAGAUUCUGUAGACACUGAAGGGAAAGGGGAUAUUCAGCAAGCCAGAAAGCGUGCGGCUCAGGAAACAGAGAGGCUACUCAAGGAACUGGAACAAAAUGCAAACCAUCCACGCAGACUGGAAAUAGAAGCUAUCUUCAGGGAAGCACAGCUGCUUGUGGAGCGUGAGAUUACACCUUUUUACAAAGGAGGAAACUGUAUAAGUGAUGAGUUUGAAGAAGGUAUUCAGGACAUAAUACUGAGGCUUACUCAGGUGAAAACUGGAGGGAAAAUUUCUUUACGCAAAGCAAGAUACCGCACUCUGACGAAAGUAUGCGCUGUUCAGGAGAUCAUAGAAAGCUGUGUAAAGCAGCAACUGUCCCUGCCACUCUCUAAUGAUGCACAUCCUUCAGUCUCCAAAAUUAACUCUGUAAUGUGUGAUGUGAACAAAGCUAGAGGAACUCUUAUUGCGCUUCUAAUGGGAGUGAGUAGUAAUGAUACCUGCAGGCAUUUAUCCUGUGUGCUUACAGGCUUGAUUGCUGAUUUGGAUGCUUUAGAUGUCUGUGGUCGCACGGAAAUAAGAAAUUACAGAAAGGAAGUAGUUGAAGAGAUCAAUAAACUGCAAAAAUAUCUGGAUUUGGAAGAGGAAGCAAAUUCUACUCAUGCUUAUGAUUUGGCACAAAAUCAGUCCAUUCUGAAAAUAGAAGAAAUCCGCAAGAAAAUGAAGGAAGUUAACUCUUUACUUUUAAAAACAGAGAAUGCUUCCGACUUGUAUUUGAGAGCCAAGGCAGAACUGCAAGGAUUAAUUGCCCAAUUAGAUGAAGUCAGUCCAGGGAAAAACCCCUGUAUUAGAGAAGCCAGGAGAAGAGCGGUAAUAGAAGUGCAAACUCUCAUAACGUAUAUUGAUUUAAAGGAAGCACUUGAAAAAAGGCAAAUGUAUCCUGAGCAAACUGCUGCUGAACAUCAGUCUCAUAAAGCAGUUUGGAGUGUUCUUGGAAACUUGUCUCAAAUUCAGCAGGAGGUGAUUUCAUUUGAUGGAAACAGAACGGAUAAAAAUUACAUGAGACUGGAAGAGCUUCUUACAAAGCAACUUUUAGCACUUGAUGCUGUUGAUCCGCAAGGCGAUGAGCGGGUUAAGGCUGCCAGAAAGCAAGCAGUAAAGCUUGCACAGAAUAUUCUGUACUAUCUGGACAUGAAAACAGAUGAAUGGGAGUAUUGAUACAGCCAUAGUCUAAGAGUAGACACCUUUUCUUUUCCCUUGGCACUUUCUGCAGACCGAUAGCUCCAUUGGCAGCACAUGAUUGAAGUUGGUGUGUUGUAUGUUUGCUUAAAUCAUGGCAAUUGCAUAAGAAGUUGGCUUGGCUAUAUGUCUGCUAUCCCACACACUUACCCGCUUGCCAUGGCAACUGUCAGUACGCCAUCAGCAAUUCUGGUCAUUGCUAUCAAGCAAAGAAAUGUGAUUCUCUGAAGGAAUAGCUUAAUACUUGAUCAAGUGGCUUCUUUCUGGUUUUGUUGUAAUAAUUUUGCUCAAUAGUUAGAGAAUGCGUUUUUUUCAAAGAUGCAGAAACUUCCUUAUGAUACAAGACUGUCAAAACUGCUUAAAGAAGACUGGACGUAAAAAUCAGUGCUUAAGCAUGUGGCUCCAUCCAGCAAGUUCAGAGGAGUCUUGAUACAUUCUUAAUGUGCUGUUAUAAUGGAGAGUAUUAAAUGCAAAAACUUGCUGACUUGAAUCGUACUUGAUUUAUCCCAUCCUACAUCCUUUUAUGGGUGUUUAGAUUUCUUUCUUAGCAGAACUGUAAUGCCAACUGCAAAUUAGCAUUUACACAAGCAAAGCCAAUUAUGUCUGUUUUUUUUUUGUUUUUAAGUAUCCGACCCUUUCUGUUUGCAAAUACACUUUUUUCCCUUCUGUUGAUGGAAACUCCCUCAAAUUCUUGCUUUGAGGUAAAUGAGACCUGGAGAGGAAAAUCUCUGCAGGUACACUGAUUAGAUAAAUGGGAUUUUUAAGGUUUAAUACUGCCCUUCAUAAACUCCAGAAAACUGCACUGAACUUUCUUUAGUGGCUGCUUAGGUGUCUUUUUAAACUCUGCUGUCGGAUCUGCUUUUGACUAGUCUUUUCACAUUUGGUGAAAUCACUCUGAUAUGAAUGAGCAUUUCAGAAUUAUUUUUGUAAAAUUAGGUAGCUAUAAAAAUGUCCCUAAUAACUUAAAUGUGUGUUAUGUAUUUCAUGCUGGUCAGAUGUGGCUUCUGGCAGGACUUGGGAAAGACCUGUGGCAUGUGUCUCUCUGUAACUCAUCACUUCAUUGUUCUAGCAACUUACUAAAUAAGCUUGCUUAUACUGCUGUAUGAGCCUCCUGUUUUGUUUGUGGCUGCUAAUAUCAAUAACAUUUCUUCAAUAGCAUGUUUUGUGGCAUUUGAGAGUAUGGCAUUAAAAUGAAAUAAUAUAUAUUUAAUUCUGGAUAUUUUGCACUUAGCUCUUUCAUGCUGAAUUUAUAAAUUAUUGUUCUGUAGAUGAUGAUUUGCACCACUGUAAGUAGCGUAAACAAUUUUGGAUGUUAAAACUAUUUUUAGAAACAUUUUUAACUGCUUAGAGAAGACAAUACUUUCUGUGAGAGACAAGUGCCUUUAUGACACCAUUGACUUGCACCAUCCUAUGUAGAUACAGGAACUGUUGACUGGCAGCUUGGUGGAGCUGAAAUCUUUACCCAUUAGAUUUAUCCUAUAAUAUAUCAGUCUACUAUAAUAUAUGUCAAGUUAAUAUAAUACGAUAGGUAACAGUUCUUCUCUGGAGACUUGACAGUGAAGUCACCAAUUUGUGAAAUACAGAUUCUGUUCAAAAAUGGAUGUGUUGAUGUCAAGAUAGGAGACUCUGGGUAGGUCUUUCUGUGCCUGUUACUACAAGAAAGGGAGAAUGAUAUUUAUGCAGUAACAUGCUUUCGGAUGUUGAUGCAAGGCUGGGUAACUUCAGAGUAUGAAAAUAUUUUGUUUGUGAUUGUAGAGGUGAUUUCUUGGCAGUUUACUUCACAAAAACAAUCUAUUUUUUCAAUUAAGUACAGUACCUAAGGCACAAUUUGGCAAUGCCAGAACAUUUGUUGGAGGAUUCUUCCUGCAUCUUUAGAGACAUGACCCCGUUGAAUUUAUCUGUCUUUGCUUCAAAAAACAUUUCUUCUAGCUAAAAUUCCUAUCUAUAUUUACGUAUUAUGUGUCUAACAGAUUAUUAAUGAUGUUAUACACCUAAAAUAUAUUACUCAUUUCAAGCUUUCCUACGUGUUUGAAAUGCAACUUCUAACUUAUGCCUAAAUUUUUAGGAAAUUUAAGAAUUUGAUAAGGUGAUCCUAUUCACUUUUAUUUAAUAUUACUGUCAGGUCUGCAAUGGUUUAAAGUGGUACAUUGUUUAACAAUUAUUUUAGUGUCUGUGUUCUUUGGAGGUUGUGUGAAACUUUAGAAAUGUUUGAAACUCUUACGUAAAGAUGAGUAAGAAUAGUUUUAAGAUCUGUUCUAUUUCAAAUUUAUCUCUUAGCUUUUCUAAACCAAUAGUUAGGCCUGCAUUUCUAAAGAGGCAUAUGUGUAAGGUUAGUGUAAUUUUGAUUAACUUAAUAAAGUUCAGUAGCAGUAUAUUGUGUGGAUUAAGCUUUUUUUUCCAUUUUUCUGCAGUCUCAUUAAUUGAACACUUAAAUUUUAUGGUAAAAUCCUCAUCUGGAAUGGGAUUAAUUUGCAGUUUUUGCAUGAAUGAAAAUAGUAAACUAAAUAUGCUAUACCAAAAAAUGCAGAUAUUUUGAGAAAUCUUGCUUUUGUGCUGAAUGUAACUUCUCUGUUAUGUAUCCAAAGACUGAUGGACACACCACUCUUUUCUCUCUGAUAUGGUAGGCUAAAAUAGUCAGCAAAAUUUAAAUGGACCAAAUUGCAACAAUUUGCAUUUUAGUAUUUGAAUGAAAGAUAUCCUAACUUUUGCUGGCUGUGUAAUCUACCUUGGAACAAAGGAAAUGAGUGGACAUUCUUGAGAGAGGUAAUUGUACAUCAUGAUUUUUUGUUAAUUGUAUUGUUUUUUGAAGUAGUUUACUUAUUUUAUUAAUUUUUAUUGUUUACCACUCAAAAUGUUUUUUCUGUUACUGUUUGGUGAAAACUUUUGUUAAGUAUGGUUCCUACUUUUUCAGCUUAAUGGAAAUUAUUGUACAUACGUGCUCUUUAUGAUGUGUACGUCUUGAUUUAUUGCUGUAUAUGAUAUGCAUUUGUAUAUACAAAUUCAAGAUUAAAUAUUGCAGUGUUAUAUUCCUGAUUAUUAAUAAAAAAUACUGUUACCUCGUCCUAGGUAUUCAUUUGAAUGUUA